Molecule: messenger RNA, 1929 nt
Organism: Odontomachus brunneus
Lineage: Eukaryota; Metazoa; Arthropoda; Insecta; Hymenoptera; Formicidae
Exons: 13
Coding region: 46-1929 (627 amino acids)
Source: RefSeq, a predicted model, not a curated record
AGGAGACUUACGCCACCAGCAGCGGUGCAGCCGAAACGUCCGAACAUGAAUAAAAUCGUACUGCUUUCUCUGGUAUCCUUGGCCGCGGCCAAGCCGGUGAUCGUGAACCAAGAUGUUGGGCACUACCUGAUGCAGUUUUAUGCCCCAUAUCCGAUUGAUCGAUCUGAUCAAGAGAGCGUCAGUACUUCCGCCAGCGGUAGCUACGGCGGUGGUUACGGGGGUGGUGAUUUCGGCGGCCACGGGGGUGGAGAUUUCGGCGGCCACGGGGGUGGAGAUUUCGGCGGCGGUCACGGGGGAGGAGGAUUUGAUGGUGGUGUCGGUGGGCACUUAGAAUCCUCUGGCGGUCAAUUUGACGGCGGUCAUCAGGAUUUCUCGUCGAUCGGCGGCGGUCACGGUGGUGGAUUUGACGGUGGUUACGGUGGUGACGAUGGUGGUCACGGGAUCUCCCUGGACGGUGGGCCCAAUCAUGUUCACAGUGUUCCCGUCUCUGAGCACAUCGAAGUGACGAAGCCUGUAGCCGUGCCUGUCUACAAACACGUCGGUGUACCGGUACCCAAACAAGUGCCGAUAGCUGUGCCACAUCCGAUUGCGGUAGGCGUUCCGCAACCUUAUCCAGUUCAUGUGCCCGUACCAAAGCACAUUCCCAUACAGGUAGUAAAGACGGUGGCUGUCCCGGUGGAGAAGAAGGUUCCUUAUCCUGUGGAGAAGCAUAUACCAGUACCCGUCGAGAAGCCAGUUCCUAUCACGAUCGAGAAACACAUUCCCGUUCCGGUAGUGAAGCCGUAUCCCAUUAAAAUUCCCGUCUACAAAACCAUUUACCAUCACGCGAAGAAAGAAACGAUGAAAAAAGUUAUUGUGCUGUUUGGAGUUAUUACUUGCUCCUACUGUUCCAAUUGGGACUUUGGAGGCCAUGGCGGAGGUGGGCUUACGUUGGGAGAGAUUUCUGUAAACCCUCAUGACUUGGGUGCUUUCAGUCUAGGAGAAACAGAUGAUCAUUCUUUAAAUUUUAUGGAAGAUCAUUCGCUAUUUUCAAAUAAAGUUAGUGGAUGGCAUUCGGAUAUAAGCAAUCUUCACGGAGGCCAUGUUAUUCCUGUUAUUGAACACAUCGGAGUACCAAUGAUCAAAAAAUUUCCAUUGAGAGUUUCGCAUCCAGUGGUGCAAACGGUUAUACAGCCUUAUCCUGUCGCCGUGGUGAUAUCGAAGCCCGUACCAUAUGAGGUGGAGAAGCCAAUAUUUAACACAAUUGAGAAAAAAGUACCGACGCCUGUUGAAAAAAUAAUUCCGGUUAAGAUCGAGAAGUUAGUGCCUUUUCACGUGGUAAAACAUGUACCUAUACCAGUCGAAAAACCGAUUCCAAUCAAGAUUCCAGUCUACAAAACAAUCGUUCACAAAAUCAAAGGCGCACCUUUCCUGUUCACCGAACCGAGUCGACUUGACGAAGAAAUCUUCGGCGAGUCGCGCCUUCGUCUGAGCAUCGACAUGAAUCAAAUUAUUUUAUUGUGGAGUAUCGCAUCGUUUAGCAGCAUAGUAUUCGCUGGCUACGACGAGGAUCAUGGUGGUUCCACAUACGAAGAAAAAACGAAGCAUGUGGAGAUACCAAUAAUUAAAAAAUAUGCUAUACCUAUUCCACAUCCUGUGCCGGUUGAAGUGCCUAAGGAAAUUAAAAUACCUAUACCCCAACCCUAUAAAGUACCAAUUGAGAUUCCUCACCCGUAUCCGGUCGAAGUGAUCAAACACGUUGAGAUUCCCAUUGAGAAACCUGAACCUGUCAUUGUGGAGAAGCAUGUACCUUAUGUCGUCGAGAAGCCAUAUCCCGUCUACGUUGAGAAAAAAUUCCCCGUGCCAGUGGCGAAACCAUAUCCCGUUCAUGUUCCGAUAUACAAACACGUAGUUCAUUAUACUUCAUCCAAGGGUAAAGGAUGGCAUUGA